GCCUCCGUUUCAAAACGUCAAAGACCGUCUGUGCGGUCCAUAUGGAUGGCCAAAAAAGAUGGCCGCCUUGAUUCCAAAAUAUAUUUUGCAAGCGGCGAGAAAGCAAACAACAUGCAUCGCGGCUGUUGCGGUGCAGACGAAUCAUUAUUCGUCUCAACCUCGAGUUAUUGAAAAUCCCACUACCGCUUCUUUAAAAAGAGGCACAGGUGGCCGUAGUUCUUUUAAUGGAUUGGUCUGCACUCUGUUUGGUGCAACUGGAUUUGUUGGACGCUAUGUCUGCAAUCGCCUUGGCAAGAUUGGUACUCAGUUAAUAAUCCCAUAUAGAGGUGAUACAUACAACUGUUUGCCUCUAAAGCUCUGUGGAGAUCUGGGACAAAUUUUGUUUCAUCCAUUUCACUUGCGUGACGAGGAAUCAAUAAGAAAGUGUAUUAAGUAUUCCAAUGUUGUUAUCAAUUUAAUUGGACGAGAUUGGGAAACCAAAAACUUUACUUUUCACGAGGUGCAUGUUGAAGGAGCUCGAAGGCUCGCUAGAUUAUGUAAGGAGGCUAAUGUUAAACACUUUAUCCACGUAUCGGCUUUAAAUGUGGGCGAUGAUAUAGAGUCACACGUAUUGAAUGGUGGCUCUCAAUUCCUUCAUACAAAAUGGCAAGGCGAGUGUGCGGUACGAGAAGAAUUUCCCGAGGCUACAAUUAUUCGGCCAUCGGACAUAUGGGGUCAAGAGGAUCGAUAUUUGACAGUAUAUUCUCAUAUACUAAGACGACAUUUUAAAAAAAUACCAUUGUGGGAAAAAGGCGAAAAGACGGAAAAACAGCCAGUGGCUGUCUACGAUGUUGCAGGAGGUAUUGCAGCUAUUGCAAGGAAUCCUAAGAACACUAUUGGCAAGACUUAUCAGUUUGUCGGGCCAAACCGUUAUAAAUUGUCUGAAUUAAUUGAUUGGUUCCAUCGAAUACGGAUAUACAAUGCAGAGAUUAGAGGCUAUGGGAGAAUGGAUUUGAAAUACGCUCCAUUAUUCAAACUUCAACUUACUUUAAAUGAACUUUUGACUCCUGCAAAUCCAGUUGGAUAUGUACAAUGGGAAUAUUUGGAAAGAGAAGCUAUAUCUGAUAAGGUAUCAAAGGAAUUGCCAACUCUAGAAGAUCUUGGUAUCACAUUAACAACAAUGGAAUCACGAUUGCAUUGGGAGUUGAAAAUGUACCGUAAAGACGCUGAUAUGGAAAAUGUUGGCGAGUUUGAGCCUGUUCCGAAUCCACCAACCGUUCCAAUCCACUAAAUGCUUUAAAAAGUGCUAGAUUAAUAUAAACAUAGAAAGAAAUAUAUACUCUUACUUAAAAAAAUGACACUUGCUGUAAAGAGUAUGUUGUUAAUUAAAAAUAUUGUCUCA
Messenger RNA from Pogonomyrmex barbatus (red harvester ant), 1381 nucleotides. It is a transcript of the gene ND-39, whose product is annotated as NADH:ubiquinone oxidoreductase subunit 39. Gene Ontology annotation, cellular component: mitochondrion. Gene Ontology annotation, molecular function: protein-containing complex binding. Lineage: Eukaryota; Metazoa; Arthropoda; Insecta; Hymenoptera; Formicidae. The record is from RefSeq and is a predicted model, not a curated record.